Messenger RNA from Orbicella faveolata, 3323 nucleotides. Its product is annotated as apoptosis-inducing factor 3-like. Gene Ontology annotation, cellular component: cytoplasm. Gene Ontology annotation, molecular function: 2 iron, 2 sulfur cluster binding; oxidoreductase activity, acting on NAD(P)H. The record is from RefSeq and is a predicted model, not a curated record. NCBI's taxonomy places the organism in Eukaryota, Metazoa, Cnidaria, Anthozoa, Scleractinia, Merulinidae.
GCACUGACAGUAAAGAUCAGGUGAUUUUCUGGGUCAGAGUUGCAUGAGCACAAGAAUCCAAUGUGAGCAUGAAAGCUGUAUCUUAUCUUAUUAGAUAUUGAGGACAUGCAUCAUUUUAGUCUUUGUGGCAGGUGUUCUGUCAAAUUCUUAUGAUUGUUCUCUGUACUGUCCUCCUACACCUUGCACUGUGAAAUUUGACUUCCCUCAAUACUUGCUUUCUCGUUUGCGUUUGUUUCGGAGCGGGCACAUUACAAAGGUGUUUACGGAGUUGUAGCGUUACACGAGCCAACCGCGAGCCCAAGUCAACCUCGAGUCAACAACGAGCCAAGCCAAUUUUUUUUCUUUUUUUUUUUUCUUUUGUCCCCCCAAAAAUACAGAUUGUAGGAAGUAAAAUAUAUGAAUAUAGAUCGUCUUAGCAGUCAACAACAGGACAUUUUAAUAGCAGGAUCGCUCGCGCCGUCUUGUAGUCUUACGCGACAUAUUAUCUUAUCCAAAUAGUGAGUGACGUAAAUCUAGUUAACUAUCUACUGACUCAGAGAAAAGUUAAACGAUAUUAAACAUUCGUGCCACGCGAGUGAGUUGCCUCUUUCCUGAAUUUCGUGCCCGACCUUAAAGUUCCGAUAACUGUUGCAGGAUUAUGUUUGCAGAGCUGUGUUAGUGUUGCAAAGCUGCAUUUAUUUCAUCAAGAAACCAACGACAAUCGUGACAAUAACCUUAUAGAGCCGAAAUGAACAAAUGAAGAAAAUCAUCUAUAUUCAUACAUUUUAUUUCCUACAAUCUUUUUUUCGAGACAAAAGAAAAAAUAUUGGCUUGACUCGUGGUUGACUCGAGGUUGACUCGUGACUCGAGACUGACUUGGGCUCGCGGUUGGCUUGUGUAAAGCUACAACUCGUGUUUAAUACGUGAAGCACUGAUCUAAUCAAGGGUUCCACCUCUGGCUUUGUCAAUAAGGUUGACUGUAUGAAUACGUACCGAAUAGGAGUGUUCCUCGCUUGCAGCUGAUGACCUUCUAGGGAAAAGUUAAGUACUGAGGUAUAAUUAUCCAUGCCUAAAAUCGACCUACGUCAUUACUAACAUGUCUAGCACCUGCAAAUUCUAUGUAUGAUGCGCGAAGCGAGAAAUCUCUGGACACGAUCGCAAGUGCGUGCAAUUUUUAUCGGUAGGCUGCUACGUAAACAUCAUUUGCACAAAAAAUUAUCAUAUCGGUUUUUUCCUGUUAUGGGUGUCACGGUUUCCUCUCAGAGGCAAAAGAAGGUAGUUAAAAGGGUUCCUCCACCAUCUUUUGCUAGUUUUUCUACCACUGGAACCCUAACUACUUCAGCUCAUGUUGACGAAGGUGAGAAAACUUUUUGGUUAUUUGGAAAACUGGUUGUUGACCUGAGAGGUGGUGGCAACUGGAGGUUACACUGUACUCAAAAAGUGCUUUCUCUGUUAUUAAUUAAAUUAAAUUUUGCAUUUAAUUUUUUUAUGCAAAGGAUGAAAACGAUUGAUAUUGGAGAAGGUAAAGCACUGCUGGUGCGUGAAAAGGGAGAGUACUUUGCUGUUGGUCACAAGUGCACUCACUAUGGAGCGCCACUGUCUACUGGUCAUCUCUGCAAUGGACGAGUUCGCUGUCCCUGGCAUGGAGCAUGCUUUAAUAUCAAGACUGGAGAUAUUGAAGACUUUCCAGGACUAGACAGUAUACCCAGAUUUGAGGUGGUCAUCAAGAAUGAUAAUGUGAUUGUGAGAGCAUAUCCAGAGCAAUUAACAUCCCAUAAAAGAGUGAAGAAGAUGGUCAAAGCAGACACAAAUUAUGACAAGAGAGUCUUUGUAAUCAUUGGCGGAGGUGGGUCAGCCAUGAAAGCAGCGGAAACACUGAGGGAGGAGGGGUUUAAAGGGCGUGUUAUCAUGGUCUCAAAAGAAGAGCAUGUGCCCUACGAUCGUCCAAUUCUGAGUAAGAAAUUGGCUGCAACUGCUGAUUCAAUAAAGCUGCGUUCUUUGGAAUAUUUCCAGGAGUAUGAUAUUGAGUUUAUCAGUCAAGCUGAGGCUACAGCAUUGGAUAACAACAAGAAAACUGUCACUUUGAGUGAUGGCAGAGUUUUGAACUAUGACAAUGUUUUGAUUGCUACUGGAGGAAAACCAAGAAAGCUAAAUCUCCCUGGGAGUGAUCUGGAGAACAUUUUCCUAUUGAGAAGCCCAGAUGAUGCCAACAACAUUAUUUCAUUGGUCGCUGAAAAGAAUGUGGUGAUCAUAGGAACUUCAUUUAUCGGUAUGGAACUGGCCUCUAACUUUUCUGAUAAAGCAUCUUCUGUAACAUGUGUCGGAAGAAGCAGUAUUCCUUUUACGAAUGUGCUUGGAGAGAAAAUUGGCUCCAUGCUGAAAAAGAUUCAUGAAAGUAAAGGAGUCAAAUUCAUAACCGACGCUGGUGUGACUGGGUUCAAAGGAGAAAAUGGAAAAUUAACUGCGGUGUGUUUUGACAAUGGAACCGAAGUUCCCGCUGAUAUUUGUGUCCAAGGAGUAGGGGUAAUACCAUCCACUGAUUUCUUAAAAGCUAGUGGCGUGCCGCUAUCCAGCCGUGGAGAUGUGAUUGUCGACAAGUACAUGAAGGCGUGUGAAGGAGUGUUCGCUUCUGGAGAUAUCGCUCACUUUCCUCUGAAGAUGUUGAACUGGGACAGGGUAUCUAUUGGUCACUGGCAGAUCUCACACAAGCAUGGGUUGACAGCCGCGCGUAACAUGCUUGGAAGAAACGAAGAGAUUAAUACAAUACCGUUCUUUUGGACCUCACAGUAUGGCAAGAGCAUCAGAUAUUGUGGUCACGCCCAUUCAUUUGAUGACGUGAUCAUCGAUGGAAACGUAGAUCAACAGAAAUUCACGGCUUACUUUGUCAAAGGUGACAAAGUUCUAGCUGUAGCGUCCAUGGGGCCUGGGAACGCCGUCGCUAAAGCAGCCAAUGAAAUGUUUGAAGGAAAGAUGCGCUCUGCAUCCGAUAUUAGGGCCAGUCUUUGAAGGAACUGGAAACAUCAGGCGAGAUCACAGAAGAAGGCUGGACAUACAAUGAUGGAGCCCAUUAUAAUGUGAUAAUCGAAAGCUUAGCUUUUCCAGAUAUCUGGGACUUUUAAAAAGUAUCACGUCCGAGUAAUUUGUUUCAAAAUCACAUGCAUACAUCAUAGAAAUGUUUCACUUACAAAUAUAAUGUCAAUAUCUACACCUUGACGCACAUUUAAUUUGCUGUUGUAAACUUUUAUCUGGUUAGAAACUUGAUGUACAAACCGCUUCAACUGUAUGUAUUUACUGAACAGAAAUAGUAGUUUGGGAAUAUUAAAUAAUUAGCUAACUUUUCCAAA